Messenger RNA from Polyodon spathula (Mississippi paddlefish), 5348 nucleotides. RefSeq names its product ATPase plasma membrane Ca2+ transporting 1a (gene atp2b1a). Gene Ontology annotation, cellular component: membrane; intracellular membrane-bounded organelle. Gene Ontology annotation, molecular function: PDZ domain binding; P-type calcium transporter activity; ATP binding. The record is from RefSeq and is a predicted model, not a curated record. NCBI's taxonomy places the organism in Eukaryota, Metazoa, Chordata, Actinopteri, Acipenseriformes, Polyodontidae. Gene Ontology annotation, biological process: calcium ion transmembrane transport; regulation of cytosolic calcium ion concentration.
CCCUGGAGAGAGUACUCUGAAGGUUGCUUGUUGUCGAAUAAAAACAACAUUUUUGCAAUGCAGCCACGAGGUCUGUGAUGGGUGUUUUCCUGGAACUCUGGACCUGCCCCCAGUAAGAAUUUUGUCAAAUAGGAAACCUGAUGUAAACUGUACCAAAGAUCAUUGUAGAUCCAGCAGAGCAGUAAAAACACAUCUGUCAAUAUGGAAGAAUAGUCCUGACAGUUGAGAAAAUGGCUGUGAAUUUGUCCACAUUAUGCAUCCCGCCAGCUGAUAGUCUGCAUCUUUGAGGGACUCGUGCUGGAAAUAUUUGUUUUACGUUUACUAAGGAUUUUUUUUCUCCAUUGUGGAAGGACGUUUUCUUCAUGACAAGUGUUGUACGUAGGCCAGGAGAAAUGGCGAAUAAUUCAUACAGUGGUGUGAAGAACUCUGUGGCAGAGGCCAACCAUGAUGGAGAGUUUGGUGUCACAGUUAAAGAUUUGCGAGAUCUUAUGGAACUACGGGGAGCAGAGGGAUUACGUAAAGUAGAGGAGUGUUAUGGAGAUGUUUCAGGACUUUGUUCAAGGUUGAAAACACAACCUGUUGAAGGUUUAAGUGGAAAUCCUACAGACAUUGCAAGAAGGCAAGCAGUGUUUGGACAGAACUUUAUACCUCCAAAAAAGCCAAAAACAUUUCUACAGUUAGUAUGGGAAGCAUUGCAAGACGUAACCUUAAUUAUUUUAGAAGUUGCAGCAAUAGUUUCAUUAGGCCUUUCUUUUUAUCAACCUCCAGGCGGAGACAUAGAAGUCUGUGGUACUGCUUCUGGUGGUGUGGAGGAUGAAGGGGAAUCACAUGCAGGCUGGAUCGAAGGGGUCGCAAUUCUUCUGUCUGUAGUUUGUGUGGUGCUAGUAACAGCCUUUAAUGACUGGAGUAAAGAGAAACAGUUUCGUGGGCUACAAAACCGAAUCGAACAAGAGCAGAAGUUUACUGUUGUCAGAGGUGGCCAAGUCAUCCAGAUACCAGUGGCAGAAAUUGUUGUUGGGGAUAUUGCACAAGUGAAAUAUGGUGACCUUCUACCUGCUGAUAGUGUGCUAAUUCAAGGAAAUGACCUGAAAAUUGAUGAAAGCUCACUUACUGGAGAGUCUGAUCAUGUCAAAAAAACCUUAGACAAGGAUCCAUUGCUGCUUUCAGGUACCCAUGUAAUGGAGGGGUCUGGAAAAGUGCUAGUUACUGCUGUAGGUGUAAACUCACAAACUGGAAUUAUCUUUACUUUACUUGGGGCUAGUGACGAUGAGGAUAAAGACAAGGAAGAAAAACAAAAGAAAAAGGACAAGAAAAACAAAAAGCAAGAUGGCUCUGUUGAAAAUCGUAACAAAGCUAAAGCUCAGGAUGGAGCUGCCAUGGAAAUGCAGCCUCUCAAGAGUGAGGAAGGUCUAGAUGGAGAUUCACAGGAAAAAAGGAAAGCAAACACGUCAAAGAAAGAAAAAUCUGUUCUUCAAGGAAAGCUUACAAAACUAGCAGUCCAAAUUGGCAAAGCGGGGCUAGUGAUGUCUGCUAUUACAGUCAUCAUCCUUGUAUUGUACUUUGUCAUCAACACCUUCUGGGUCCAGAAUCUCAGUUGGAUCACUGAGUGCACGCCAAUUUACAUCCAAUAUUUCGUGAAGUUCUUCAUCAUUGGUGUCACUGUACUGGUUGUAGCUGUACCAGAGGGUCUUCCACUUGCAGUCACGAUUUCUCUGGCCUACUCUGUAAAGAAAAUGAUGAAAGAUAAUAAUUUGGUUAGACAUCUUGAUGCUUGUGAAACCAUGGGCAAUGCUACAGCUAUCUGCUCUGAUAAAACUGGAACUCUGACCAUGAAUAGAAUGACUGUAGUCCAAGCCUUUAUUGGGGAAAAGCACUAUAGAAAGGUUCCUGAACCUGAAGCUGUUCCUGAAAAGUGUUUGGAUCUCCUUAUUACAGGGAUUGGGGUCAACUGCGCUUACACUACUAAAAUAUUGCCUCCUGAGAAGGAAGGUGGUCUGCCACGCCAUGUUGGAAACAAGACAGAAUGUUCCUUGCUGGGGUUUGCUUUGGACUUGAAAAGAGACUACCAAGCUGUUCGAAAUGAAAUCCCAGAGGAAAAACUCUACAAAGUCUACACUUUCAACUCUGUCCGAAAAUCCAUGAGCACUGUUCUGAAGAAUGCCGAUGGCAGUUACCGUAUGUUUAGCAAGGGAGCCUCAGAGAUCCUCCUGAAAAAGUGUUACAGAAUUCUCAAUGCAGAUGGGGAAGCCAAGCUUUUCAGACCCAGGGAUCGUGAUGAUAUGGUAAAGAAAGUAAUUGAGCCUAUGGCCUCAGAAGGAUUGAGAACAAUCUGCUUGGCAUAUAGGGACUUCCCUGCUGGAGACUCGGAGCCUGAAUGGGACAAUGAGAAUGAUAUUUUAACCAGCCUCACCUGUAUUUGUGUUGUGGGGAUUGAGGACCCUGUCAGGCCUGAAGUUCCAGAUGCAAUCAAGAUGUGCCAGCGUGCUGGUAUCACAGUUCGCAUGGUUACAGGGGACAACAUAAACACAGCCCGUGCUAUUGCCAUAAAGUGCGGAAUUCUGUUACCAGGAGAUGAUUUCUUGUGCAUAGAGGGUAAAGAGUUUAACAGGCGGAUCCGCAAUGAAAAGGGAGAGAUUGAUCAGGAGCGCAUAGAUAAGAUCUGGCCUAAGCUUCGAGUACUUGCAAGAUCCUCCCCCACUGAUAAGCACACACUAGUAAAAGGUAUUAUUGACAGCACAGUAGCAGAACAAAGGCAGGUUGUUGCGGUAACUGGAGACGGUACCAAUGAUGGACCUGCCCUAAAGAAAGCAGAUGUUGGUUUUGCUAUGGGAAUUGCCGGCACUGAUGUAGCUAAAGAAGCCUCUGAUAUCAUUCUUACGGAUGAUAACUUCUCCAGCAUUGUUAAGGCAGUGAUGUGGGGCAGGAAUGUGUAUGACAGCAUCUCCAAGUUCCUUCAGUUCCAGCUUACUGUCAAUGUUGUAGCUGUAAUUGUCGCAUUCACAGGGGCCUGCAUUACUCAGGACUCUCCGUUGAAAGCAGUGCAGAUGUUGUGGGUAAAUCUUAUUAUGGACACGUUUGCCUCUCUGGCGUUAGCCACUGAACCACCCACAGAGUCCCUGCUCCUGAGAAAACCCUACGGCAGAAACAAACCCCUGAUCUCCCGCACCAUGAUGAAAAACAUUCUGGGGCACGGCGUUUAUCAGUUGACUGUUAUUUUUACUCUCUUGUUUGCUGGUGAGAAGAUUUUUGACAUUGACAGUGGGAGGAAUGCACCACUCCACGCCCCUCCAUCAGAGCACUACACUAUAGUCUUUAACACAUUUGUCAUGAUGCAGCUAUUCAAUGAAAUUAAUGCCCGCAAGAUUCAUGGAGAAAGGAAUGUCUUUGAGGGCAUCUUCAACAACCUAAUCUUCUGCAGCAUUGUGUUUGGAACAUUUGUUGUACAAAUUAUUAUUGUCCAGUUUGGUGGAAAACCCUUUAGUUGUAUAGGACUUAGUAUUGAGCACUGGUUGUGGUGUGUGUUCCUGGGAAUUGGAGCACUUCUUUGGGGCCAGCUGAUUUCCUCCAUUCCAACGAGCCGUUUGAAGUUCCUGAAAGAGGCAGGUCAUGGCACUCAGAAAGAUGAUUAUCCAGAUGAGGAGCUGGAGGAGGACAUGGAGGAGAUUGACCAUGGAGAGAGAGAGCUGCGCCGUGGACAGAUUCUCUGGUUCCGAGGGCUCAACAGAAUUCAGACCCAAAUGGAUGUAGUGAAUGCUUUCCAGAGUGGAAGUUCCUUUCAGGGGACUCUAAGGCGGCAACCCUCCAUCACCAGCCAGCAUCAUGAUAUCAGAGUAGUGAAUGCAUUCCGCAGUUCCCUGUAUGAAGGUUUGGAGAAGCCAGAAUCCCGAAACUCCAUCCAUAACUUCAUGAACCAGCCUGAGUUCCAAAUAGAAGAUUCCGUGCCCCACAUCCCUCUCAUUGACGACACAGAUGCAGAAGAUGACGCCCCGACCAAGCGCAACUCCUCUCCACCACCCUCGCCCAACAAAAACAACAAUGCCGUUGACAGCGGUAUCCACCUCGCCCUCGACACAAGCAAGUCUGCUACCUCUUCAUCCCCUGGAAGCCCCCUUCACAGCCUGGAGACUUCCCUCUGAUUGGAGCACACACAUACUCGCACACACCAACCACAUUUUUAUAUGCAUAAUAGAUCCAGAGCGUGUUUUAGUGGAAGAAAAUGUGGGGGGUGGGGGAGGGCUGGGGAGGAACAAUGUCCUUUUACACUGUAUGAUUGACAAGAUGCACAGCUCACCAGACUGGAACAGAAGGAGACAUUCAUGAGAAUAGAGUUCUUUCAAUGUUGUUUUUAAUUAUGUUUUUUUUUUUUUUUAUAUUUAUUUUUUUGGUUUUGUUGUUAUAUCCCUUGAUGGGGUGGGGGGGGCUUUCCAUAAAACUGAGGGUGCUUUGCUUAAUUUUUUCAUACAGAACUCUGAAAGCAAAAGUGUGUGUGGCGUCUGUCAACUCAGUCUGUGUGUGUGUGUGUGUGUGGGGGGGGGGGGGGUUCUAUUGUUCAAACUGAAGAUCAGCUGUAAUAAAGGAAGUACUCAUGAAAAACGUGUGUUGGCAAAACCUUUAGUUAAGUAUCUGGAUGUUGUAUUUAAAAAAAAAAAAAAAAAAAAAAAAAAUUCUUGGCCCUGGCUCAUUUUGAAUACUUUAAUUUCUGCUAUUGGUUGUUAAUAUUUUGAAUUAUUUAUGUUCUAAAAAAUGCAGAUCUGUUUACAAGGUUUGUAGAUACUUAUUUUCUGUUUGUAAGUGGAAGCUUCCUGGCACACAAUGCAGAGAAAUUAUUAAAAUAAAUAAAAUGGAGUGAAAGUAAUCCUUCAGAUACUGCUGUAUUUUCAGGAAAAAGGGUGUUUCUUUUGAAACUGUACAAUUUUUAUUUGUUAAAUAUUUGUAGAUGACGUACUAAUAGCUAAAUAGAUAACACUAAGGCUUGUAUAGCAAAGAGCAGAGGUGUAAGUUGGAGGAGGGUGGGGAAGGAAACUAUGCCUCUGUCCCAUUUACAUGUCUAAAUAUUUACUACUUAAUUGCUUUAAAUAACUGCUUCAAAGUUAUGUUUUCCAAGUUUGUGCAACACUGUUGGAUAUUUGUUUUUAUCAAAACGGAGUAUGGGGUUGAUUCUUCAAUGCAGGGAUCAAAAUAAAAUAAUUGGGUAUCUUACCUACCAAAAACACAACUGUUACAAAGGUUUUUAUUGUAUUCUAGAGGAUUCCAAGCAUCUCAAAGUACCAGAAAUAUUCCUUUAGCUGGUCCUUUUUUAGGAACAUCUGGAUUUCAUACCGUGAUGAUUGAUUCAGUGAUCAUUCAAA